GGGGGAGGGAAUACAGGAAGCAGGCGCAGGGAAUCAUGGGAAAUGUAGUCUUUAUGACAUGGCUGCUUACUGCUUCGGGUGACAAUUGCCGAAUGAGGUAUCGUUGGAAAGGUCUGUCAGAGAGAUAUCACAGGAGGUGUUACACGUUGCUGCAAAAUCCUAUUUUUCAUCCUAUGGAUCACUGAAUAAGAAAGAGAUGGUUUUACCUCGUCUCACAGGAGCGCUGCGCUCCUUUUCAAAUGUCACCAGACAAGAUGAUUACAGGGGAGACUCUACAGACUUGAUGAACAAAAGAUCGAAGUUGCGUGAGCAAGUUUUGGAGUCUGACCUUACUUGGAAGAAAAUAACUCAAUUUGUCACUGGCAUUGUGGACAAGGAGCAUGAAGCAAUAAACGAGGGCCUAAAAGAAAUAUUACAGGCUGCAAAACAGAUCGUUGGAACUGACCAUGGACAAGAAGCAAUUGAAAGUGGAGCGGUGUUCCUUUUCAGGACAUUCUAUGGCAUAGACUAUGUCAGUCAAGAAGCAACCAAAAGCAUUAAACAGAUGUUUGGACCGUUUCCGUCGACAUGUGCGACUGCAGCUUGUGAUGCCACUUAUAAAAUUGCAUUGCUCUUGACUGAUGAACAGCUUCAGAGGCUUGCACUGAUGUUUCAAGAAGACGCUGUGAAAGAAUCAUUGUCCUUUGGAAAAAAUUUGAAAUUCUCUUUAGAAAUGUAUGAGCUAGAAGAUACUGAAGACUUGCCGUUAAAUAGUGAAUCUGAAACCAAUGAUGACAUCAGCUUGCAUUUUGUAAAACUUGGCCUCAGAGAUGGUUCUCUAGACACAUCCAGAGCAAAACAAAAAGUCACCAGCAGUGAAGAUGAUGGUUCUUUGCUAUAUGAUGAAGUUGAAAAAUAUGUUGUCCAGACUUUACAGAGUUCUAUUGGAGGGCCCACAGUUGAAGAUUUGUGCAGCACUAUAUUUGAGAUGCUGGCUUCUUCCAAAAGCAACGAUGAACUUCAGAAUGAGCUGUUUGAACUACUGGGGCCUGAAGGAUUUACAGUAAUAGAAGUUCUUCUGCAGCAGAGACAAAAAAUUGUGGCUAAUUCGGUUAACUGGCAAAAUGGUAACAAGCAAUAUAGGUUUCCAGACCACUGUCCUGAUGGUACAAAACCCAACUAUGGCUGUCAAGUCACUGUCCAGUCUGAACAGGAAAAACAGCUCAUGAAACAGUAUCGGCGAGAAGAAAAGCGCAAUGCCAGGCGAGAAAAACGAGUAGGCGAGGACGGAGAGACUUCUGGUGAAGGACUAAUAGGUUUUGAUCCGAAAGAACUGCGGAUGCAAAGGGAACAGGCACUUUUAAAUGCUCGAAACAUGCCAGUUCUGAGUAGAGAAAGAGACUAUGGGGAAAGAGUUGUGUAUCCAAAUGUUUAUGACGCAUAUGCUGAAGCCAUGAAAACGUCAGCAUUUGUUGGAGGAGCUAAGCUGCUUCUGCCAGAGGGUAUUCAAAGGGAAAACAACAAAAUGUAUGAAGAAGUCAAGAUCCCUGCCACUGAACCAAUGCCUAUUGGUUUGGAAGAGAAGCCAAUCUACAUUAAAGACUUGGAUGAGAUUGGACAGCUGGUCUUCAAGGGUGUGAAACGACUGAACCGUAUCCAAUCCAUAGUUUUUGAAACAGCUUAUAACACAAAUGAAAACAUGCUUAUCUGUGCACCAACUGGAGCCGGCAAAACGAACAUUGCCAUGCUAACAGUCUUGCAUGUCAUUCGCCAAAAUAUUCAACAAGGUGUCAUUAAAAAGGAUGCUUUUAAGAUUGUGUAUGUAGCUCCUAUGAAGGCCCUGGCAGCUGAGAUGACAAAUUACUUUAGCAAGCGUCUAGAGCCACUGGGUGUCACAGUGAAAGAGCUGACUGGUGAUAUGCAGUUGUCAAAAGGUGAAAUUUUACGCACCCAGAUGCUUGUGACCACACCAGAGAAAUGGGAUGUUGUCACCAGAAAGAGUGUUGGAGAUGUGGCGUUGUCUCAGCUUGUAAGACUAAUGAUAUUAGAUGAAGUGCACUUACUGCAUGAAGACAGAGGUCCUGUAUUGGAAAGCUUAGUUGCCAGGACAUUACGACAGGUGGAAUCAACACAGAGUAUGAUAAGGAUCUUGGGCCUUUCUGCCACUUUACCCAACUACUUGGACGUUGCUUCAUUUCUUCAUGUCAAUCCUUUUAUUGGCCUUUUCUACUUUGAUGGACGGUUCCGACCUGUUCCUCUUGGACAAACAUUUAUUGGGAUAAAGUCAAAUAACAAGACACAACAACUCCAUGAUAUGGAAGAAGUCUGCUAUGAGAAUGUUUUUCGAGAAAUCAGAGCUGGUCGGCAGGUAAUGGUUUUUGUUCAUGCCAGAAAUUCCACAGUGCGUACCGCAAUGGCCUUGAGGGAGCUAGCAAAAAACAAUGGGCACAUUUUACAUUUUUUGCCAAGCCAAGGCUCUGAUUAUGGUCAUGCUGAAAAACAGGUGCAAAGGUCUAGAAAUAAGCAGCUAAGAGAGUUGUUUCCAGAUGGAUUUAGUAUUCAUCAUGCAGGCAUGCUGCGGCAAGAUAGGAGUUUGGUGGAGAACCUCUUUUCUCAGGGACAUAUCAAAGUCCUGGUUUGUACAGCCACAUUAGCCUGGGGUGUCAAUCUCCCUGCUCACGCUGUUAUCAUUAAGGGUACACAAAUAUAUGAUGCCAAAAGAGGUUCAUUUGUGGAUCUGGGAAUUCUAGAUGUCAUGCAGAUUUUUGGCCGAGCUGGACGGCCACAGUUUGAUAAAUUUGGAGAAGGCACCAUCAUUACAACCCAUGAUAAACUCAGCCAUUACCUGACUCUGCUUACUCAGCAAAAUCCAAUUGAAAGUCAGUUCCUUGAAAGCCUUGCUGACAAUAUGAAUGCAGAGAUCGCGCUGGGAACAGUAACCAAUGUGGAGGAGGCAGUAAAGUGGCUGAGUUACACUUAUCUUUUUGUACGGAUGAGAGCAAAUCCAUUAGCAUAUGGCAUUAGUCAUAAGGUGUUUCAGAUGGAUCCCUUACUGGAAAAGCAUCGAGAACAAGUGGUAAUUGAAGUAGGACGGAAACUUGACAAGGCUCGUAUGAUUCGCUUUGAAGAGAGAACUGGAUUCUUUUCCUCCACAGAUCUGGGAAGAACUGCCAGCCACUUUUACAUUAAAUAUAACACAAUUGAGACAUUCAAUGAAUUAUUUGAUGCCCACAAAACUGAAGGAGAUAUUUUUGCUGUUGUGUCUAAAGCUGAAGAAUUUGAGCAGAUCAAGGUCCGUGAAGAAGAGAGUGAAGAAUUAGAGCACCUCAUUGAUAAUUAUUGUGAACUGCCUGUAGCUGGAGGAGUGGAAAAUGGCUAUGGAAAAAUAAAUAUUCUUCUUCAAACAUAUAUUGGGCGUGGAGAAAUGGACAAUUUUUCCCUCAUAUCUGAUUCAGCAUAUGUUGCACAGAAUGCUGCACGAAUUAUAAGAGCUCUUUUUGAGAUAGCCCUAAGGAAAAGAUGGCCAGCAAUGACUUACAAACUUCUGAACCUUAGCAAAGUCAUCGACAAGCGUCUCUGGGGCUGGGCUAGCCCACUUCGGCAAUUCUCUGUUCUUCCACCUACUGUGCUAACAAAGCUAGAAGAGAAGAAACUAACCAUUGAUAAGCUGAAGGAUAUGGGAAAAGAUGAGAUUGGUCACAUGUUGCAUCAUGUGAACAUUGGGCUAAAGGUGAAACAGUGCGUCCAUCAAAUUCCAUCCAUUACAAUGGAAGUGACUAUCCAACCAAUUACCCGCACGGUUCUUAGAGUUCGUCUAAGUAUUAAUCCAGACUUCAAGUGGAAUGAUCAGGUGCAUGGAACUGUUGGAGAACCUUGGUGGAUUUGGGUUGAAGAUCCCACAAAUGACCAUAUUUAUCAUUCAGAAUACUUUCUGCUGCAAAAGAAACAGGUCGUCACAAAAGAACAGCAAUUUCUGGUGUUCACAAUACCCAUCUUUGAACCAUUACCCUCUCAAUACUACAUCAGAGCUGUUUCUGAUCGAUGGCUGGGAGCUGAAGCCGUGUGUAUAAUAAAUUUCCAACAUCUCAUUUUGCCAGAGAGGCAUCCACCACACACAGAAUUGCUGGAUUUGCAGCCUUUGCCAGUCAAUGCCUUGGGACAUAGAGAAUAUGAAGCCCUUUACAAGUUUACUCAUUUCAACCCAGUUCAGACUCAGAUCUUUCAUACUCUUUAUCAUACCGACACAAAUGUUCUCCUCGGGGCUCCAACAGGGUCUGGAAAGACUGUAGCUGCGGAGUUGGCCAUCUUCAGAGUCUUUAACAAGUACCCAACAUCCAAGGCAGUCUAUAUAGCUCCACUGAAGGCUCUAGUCCGUGAAAGAAUGGAGGACUGGAAAGUAAGGAUUGAAGAAAAACUUGGCAAAAAAGUUGUGGAGUUGACGGGAGAUGUCACUCCUGAUAUGAGAGCCAUAGCAGAAGCUGACCUAAUUGUUACCACCCCAGAGAAGUGGGACGGUGUCAGCAGGAGUUGGCAAAACAGGAGUUACGUGCAGAAGGUUUCCAUUCUAAUCAUUGAUGAAAUCCAUUUGCUUGGGGAUGAGAGAGGACCAGUCCUGGAAGUCAUUGUAUCUCGGACCAACUUUAUUUCCUCACAUACAGAGAGGACCGUACGUGUUGUUGGUUUGUCAACCGCUCUAGCAAAUGCCAGGGAUCUUGCAGAUUGGUUAGGCAUUGGUCAGAUGGGACUGUUUAACUUUCGUCCAUCCGUGCGACCAGUACCUUUGGAGGUCCACAUUCAGGGCUUCCCUGGACAACACUAUUGCCCUCGUAUGGCUAGCAUGAACAAACCUUCAUUUCAAGCUAUAAGAAGUCACUCCCCUGCAAAGCCUGUACUCAUCUUUGUGUCAUCCAGACGUCAGACCCGCCUCACUGCCAUCGAUUUGAUAGCAUUCCUCGCCACCGAAAAUGACCCCAAACAGUGGCUCAAUAUGGAUGAAAGAGAGAUGGAUGAUAUCAUUGCCACAAUCAGGGACUCCAACUUGAAGCUCACACUUGCAUUUGGAAUUGGAAUGCAUCAUGCCGGCUUGCAUGAAAGGGAUCGUAAAACAGUGGAGGAGCUGUUUGUUAAUUGCAAAAUCCAGGUUCUUAUUGCAACCAGUACAUUGGCAUGGGGUGUUAAUUUCCCUGCUCACCUUGUUAUCGUAAAGGGAACUGAAUUCUAUGAUGGUAAAACAAGAAGAUAUGUGGAUUAUCCAAUCACAGAUGUACUGCAGAUGAUGGGCCGAGCCGGGAGACCUCAGUUUGAUGACCAAGGCAAAGCUGUGAUCCUAGUCCAUGACAUAAAAAAAGAUUUUUACAAGAAGUUUCUUUAUGAACCAUUCCCUGUUGAAUCUAGUUUGUUGGAAGUCCUGUCUGACCAUCUAAAUGCAGAGAUUGCAGCUGGAACAAUAACAUCAAAACAGGAUGCAAUGGAUUAUAUCACGUGGACCUAUUUUUUCCGUCGACUUUUGAUGAACCCCAGCUACUACAAUUUGGAAGAUGUUGGACAUGAUUCAAUGAAUAAAUUCCUUUCAACUCUUGUGGAGAAAUCACUAAUUGACCUGGAAUGUUCAUACUGCAUUGAGAUUGGCGAGGACAAUCGUACAAUUGAGCCUCAAACCUAUGGACGGAUUGCUUCAUAUUAUUAUUUGAAACACCAAACUGUUCGGAUGUUCCGGGACAGACUAAAGGCAGAAUGUUCUGUUGAAGACUUGCUUUCAAUUCUGACAGAUGCUGAAGAGUAUACGGAUCUUCCUGUCAGGCACAAUGAAGACCAAAUGAACAGCGAGUUAGCAAAACAUCUUCCUAUUGAAGUGAACCCACAUUCCAUGGACAGCGCACACACCAAAGCACAUUUGCUGUUGCAAGCUCAUUUCAGUAGGGCCACAUUACCUUGUCCUGACUAUGGCACUGACACCAAAACAGUCCUGGAUCAAGCCAUACGAGUGUGUCAGGCAAUGAUGGAUGUUGCAGCACAUCAUGGCUGGCUUGUUACAGUGUUAAAUAUCACCCAUCUAGUGCAAAUGGUAAUCCAAGCGCGAUGGAUACAUGACUCCUGUUUGCUCACUGUGCCUAAUAUUGAAAAACACCAUCUUUAUCUUUUCAGAAACUGGAAUUCAGGAAAAAGAAUAAGUAUUUCUGAAGGUGUGACCAGACCUAUUGAGUGUCUUCCAGAGCUGGUGGCUGCAUGUGGAGGCAAAGAAGAAAUCUUUUUUUCUAUUACAGAAAGGGAGCUCUCAGUUGCACAUAUAACACAGGCAUGGAACUUUGUGUCAAAUCUUCCAGUGAUUGACGUCCAGAUGACCAUUAAAGGAUGGUGGGAGGAUCCAGUACAACAGCACAGUGAACUCUCCGUACCUAUCAUUUUUCCAGGAGCACAGGAGAAAAAAUGGAUUUCAUUACAUGCUGAUCAGGAGUAUGUGCUUCAGGUGAAUCUGCAGAGGAUUCGGGCCGGAUACAGAAAGGGAAAGCAAGACAGUAAAGCAAUUGCUCCCAAGUUCCCAAAGGCAAAAGAUGAGGGUUGGUUUUUAGUCCUCGGAGAGGUGGACAAGAAAGAGCUUGUUGCACUUAAGAGACUGGGAUAUGUAAGGAACAGAAGCACUGUGUCCAUAGCGUUUUAUACGCCAGAGAAUAUUGGCAGGUGCAUCUACACACUGUAUAUCAUGAGUGACAGCUACCUGGGCAUAGACCAACAGUAUGACUUAUAUCUCAACAUUAUUCCAGCCAGUGUAUCAGCCCAAGUAAACACUGAGGUCUCUGCUUCUCUUAGUGACCUUGCCAUGAAGUAACCUGACCUUUACAACUCUACCAGGGGAAUUUUUUUUUUUUUUU
Molecule: messenger RNA, 6848 nt
Organism: Hyla sarda
Lineage: Eukaryota; Metazoa; Chordata; Amphibia; Anura; Hylidae
Gene: ASCC3
Product: activating signal cointegrator 1 complex subunit 3
Exons: 42
Coding region: 197-6805 (2202 amino acids)
Molecular function (GO): ATP hydrolysis activity; nucleic acid binding; ATP binding
Source: RefSeq, a predicted model, not a curated record